Molecule: messenger RNA, 3578 nt
Organism: Drosophila ficusphila
Lineage: Eukaryota; Metazoa; Arthropoda; Insecta; Diptera; Drosophilidae
Gene: Prestin
Product: solute carrier family 26 member 6
Exons: 6
Coding region: 1008-3176 (722 amino acids)
Biological process (GO): transmembrane transport
Cellular component (GO): membrane
Molecular function (GO): oxalate transmembrane transporter activity; sulfate transmembrane transporter activity; chloride transmembrane transporter activity
Source: RefSeq, a predicted model, not a curated record
UGCUUAACAGUGAGCUGACGGGCCCGCCGCGACUACUUUAUACUUAUUUCUGCCACUGGGUCAGUCGAACGCUGUUUUGCUUUUGUCGCGGGUUUUCCGAUUAUUUUGUUUGGCGCGAGCAUCUUUUUUUGGCGUUCGACCCCCUCGACAACACUGGCACAAAAACAACUGCAGCAACAACAUUCAGUUAUAACGAAAAAAAAAAAACAAUUUUACGUGUGUCGCAAGCGAGGCUUUUCGGCAUUAAAAAAUACAAAAGUAAUUAUCGUGCGGUUGAAUAAGAGAAAAUAAAUAUUGAUGAAGUAGCGGAGCCCAUGCUUACCAAUAGUAGUAAUUCAAAAUUUACUUAGCACCAAUUUGCGGGCCUUUUAGCCAGUUUUAUAUAAGUGAUAAUUGUGCUGGCAGAACAAAAAGUUACUAAAGAGUGCUUAAAGUUCAAUAUAUUAUCGAUGCAUGCGCCACAAAAGUGUUAAUCAAAUUUCUACUGGCAACAAGUGAUACAAUAACAAAGGCAACAGCCAUUAAACAACGGGCGCUAUCAAAAGUUGAAGGUGCCAACAAAUCGACAACGACAAUAUAGACGACUAAAACAACAGCUGUUUGGCAAGCGAAUCGAAUGCCAAAAAAAUUAAUUUAGUUUUCUUAAGAAACCCAAGCACCAUCUCAAAUCCUUGCCCAAAGGUGCCUGGAAGCGUUUAAAAGACUUGAACGAUCGCCAGAAGAGGCGGCGUCACAUACCAAUUGAAAACGAUUUCCAGGAUCCACAUAUCGACAACGAAGCUGGCACUUUGUUAAUACCGAUUGCACAUAAGGAAUACCCACCCAACACAGCCACCGGAACAAUCCCCAAGAAACCUAAAGACGCUGAUCCAGAUUCCAGUUGCCCAGUCACGCACUUCAGGCAAUUGCAAUUUCAACGCGAUCUGCGCAUUCAUCCUUUUACAGACACCAAUGUGGAACGCGGCAGGAGCUCAAAAGAUAUAGAAGUAGUGGAAGAUACAGCCAAAAUGACUAGUGAUAAAGAAAGUUCAGAAACCAAACCUCUUAACAAUAACAACACGAACGGAAGUGGUGGGAGUGCACCCAGUAAGCCAAAGAUCCAGCCAAAAUUCAGCAUCCACCGGGAUGUGCUGACCCACGAGGUGGUGAUUAAGCAAACAGGAUAUGCGGCUCGGGACAAGAGUAUUCCCUCCUCCCUGCGCAACUGCUGGCAGAGCUGGAACUUCUUCGCCCUCUUCACCGGCGUGAUUCCCAUCCUGCAAUGGCUACCCCAGUAUUCACCCCGGAGAGAUCUCCCCGGGGACAUAAUCGCCGGUUUUACGGUGGCUAUCAUGAACAUACCGCAUGGCAUGGCGUACGGAAUGUUGGCGGGAGUUUCCGCCGGAAACGGCCUCUACAUGGCCGUGUUUCCGGUGCUGGCCUACAUGUUCCUGGGCACCUCCAAGCACAUUUCCAUUGGCACUUUUGCGGUGGCCAGCAUGAUGACGGCCAAGGUGGUGGAUUCGUUCGCUACUGUGGAUGACCACCACCUCGUUUCUGCGGUUAAUGCCUCGGGUUUGCUGGCCAACUCCUCUGUCACUGCACCCCCUCUUCAACUGCUUAAUGCCACACUAACUGCGGAUCCCAUCACAAAAGUCGAGGUGGUCACCUCUUUGGCCCUCACCGUGGGCAUUGUGAAUCUCCUCAUGGCUUUUCUGCGACUGGGAACGCUGUCAUCGCUGCUCAGUGAGCCGCUGGUAAAUGGAUUCACGACUGCUGCCGCUUGUCACGUGGUCACUGCGCAGCUGAAGGAUGUCCUGGGCAUCUCGGUGAACCGCUACAAAGGCGCCUUCAAGAUCAUUUACACCGUUAUCGAUGUGAUCAAGGGAGUGCCGGAGACGAAUCUUGUGAACUUCGGCUUCUGCAUGGCGGUGAUCGUGUUCAUGACGAUCUGCAAUGAGUGCAUAAAGCCGCGACUGAGUAAAAAGUGCCGGUUUCCCCUGCCCGCCGAGCUGAUAAUGGUUAUUGGUGGCACUUUGAUCUCCCAGUGGUUCAACCUGUGCGACGACUACAAGGUGAAGCCGGUGGGCACCAUACCCAGCGGAUUGCCGGAGCCCGUUCUGCCGCGAUUGGAUCUGGUGCCAAAGGUGGCCGUGGACUCAAUAGCCAUUGCCAUAGUCACCUACUCCAUAAUCAUGUCCAUGGGUCUCACGUUCGCCAAGAAGCAUGGCUACGAGGUUAGGCCGAAUCAGGAACUGUUCGCCAUGGGAGUUGGCAACAUGGUGGGCGGCUGCUUCUCCUGCAUUCCCAUGGCGUGCUCCUUGUCGAGAUCCGUGAUCCAGGAUCAGACGGGUGGAGUGUCGCAGAUCGCUUCCUUGGUCUCUGCUUCGCUGGUGGUGGUUACCCUUAUUUGGAUCGGUCCCUUCUUUGGCAGUUUACCCAGGUGCGUUUUGGCUGGCGUGAUCAUAGUGGCACUCAAACCAAUGUUUAUGCAAGCGAAAGAGCUGAAGAAGUUCUCCAAGCAGGGCAAGCUGGAAAUGUUCACCUGGAUAUCCACCUUCCUCUGCGUGGUGAUCAUCGACAUUGACAUCGGUCUACUGAUUGGCAUCUGCAUCUCCCUCUUGGCCCUCUACAUCAAGGGUCUGAAGCCCUACUCCUGUCUUCUGGGCUACAUGCCGGAGUCACCGGGAAUCUACUUGGAUCUCAACCAGCAUCGGAAUGCCAUGCAAGUGCCGGAGACGCGCAUCUUCCGCUACAGUGGAUCGCUGAACUUCGCCACCAGCCUGUUCUUCCGACGGGCUCUGUACGAGGCCGUGGGUCUGGACAAGAUUCCGCUGACGAAGGCCAGCAGCAGCAACAGCAGCAGUCCCAGCAAGGGCAGCAAAGCGAGCUACUCCCCGGUGUCGCAGAACGGAGGAAAGGCGAUCAAUGGCCGGCUGGAGGAGUCAUCGGGUGCGUUCAAGGUGCUGAUCCUGGACUUCUCCAUGCUGGGACACAUAGAUGUGGCCGGCUGUCGCACCCUCAGCGAUGUGAGCAAGGAGCUGAAGGCACGGGGAGCCCGUCUGCUGCUGGCCAGCCCCGUAGAUCGGGUGUACGAUACCCUGGUGCACAGUAUGGCCCUUAGCGAAGGACCUUUCGAGAUCUUCCCCACCCUCCACGAUUGCGUGGAGUACGCCAAUGCCUGUCGAACGGCGUGAGAGUUGGUUCCUGAUCCUGCUCCAGACUCCCCCGACCAGGGGAUACGGUGCCAACCAUGUUUUGUGAUAUGUCCAAGUGAUAGCUUGUGAAUCGUAGCACCAAAACCCCUUCUCUAGUUGCUAAGACCUAUUUUAAACUGAAUAGAAACAAUGUCGCCGUCUACAAUCAAGCAGAAUAGGCUAAGUUUGUUUAAGUGCCUCCAAAAUAUUGAUUUUUGUACUUAAAGCAUACACAGCCCACCAGUCAAGGCAACCGAAGAACUUCAAGCGAUCAAUGGAGCGCAUUGAUCUAGUGCAAUUUGUACCAAAAUGAACAAUUUAAACACACACAAUUAGUUUGUAGGAUUGAUAUGUACGGAUAUGUAUAAGCUGUACAUAAACAUUAAACUAAAUUCGUUAAAA